Molecule: messenger RNA, 750 nt
Organism: Acanthamoeba castellanii str. Neff
Lineage: Eukaryota; Discosea; Longamoebia; Acanthamoebidae
Product: HD phosphohydrolase, putative
Exons: 5
Coding region: 1-750 (249 amino acids)
Source: RefSeq, a predicted model, not a curated record
AUGGAGCAAAGGCUGCGCGAGGCGUGGCACCACCUGCAGCAGAGGCUCGACCUCGCUGUGGACAAGAAAGGAGGUGCACGAUCUCUUCUUCGAACUCAACGGCCCGAGGUGGUGUGGGAGGUGGUCGAGCAGGUUGAGGAGAGGUGGUGGCAGGUGCUGGUCCAGCACUACGGGUUCGGCGAGACCGGACCCGGAGCGAGCCGGCCCUACCAUUGCUUCACACACGUCAACGCCCUCUUGGACUUGUGCUUGGCAUACGAGUCGGCGCUGAAACGACGCAACCUGGUCGAGCUGGCCAUCUUCUUCCACGAGUACCUGCGAUACAAAUGUAGUGUCGUCUACGACGCCAAGGCCAAAGACAACGAAGAACAGAGCGCUCUCAUGUUCGAGCAGUACGCCGACGAGGUCGGCUUGAGCGCCGAAGCGAAGACGACGGUGGCCAAGUGGAUCAUCGAUACCAAGACGCACACGACGGCCGACAUUCACGGGGAUGAAGACGAGGCCUACUUUCUCGACUUUGACCUGGCCGUUCUCGGGGAGGACGAGGACCAGUACGAUACCUACGCGCGCCACAUCCGAACCGAAUACGCACACUACCCCGACGAGGCCUACCGCUCGGGCAGGCACGUGCUGGAGAGCUUCCUGCUGGUGCCCUCCCUCUUCCGGACGCAGGCCUUCAAGGAGGCGCGCGAAGCCAAAGCCCGCAGCAACAUCCGCCGCGAGAUUGACCGCCUUCGUGGCGGCGGUUGA